Messenger RNA from Eurytemora carolleeae, 1571 nucleotides. RefSeq names its product eukaryotic translation initiation factor 3 subunit E-B (gene eIF3e). Bases 51 to 1367 code for a protein of 438 amino acids. The transcript is spliced from 9 exons. Gene Ontology annotation, cellular component: nucleus; cytoplasm; eukaryotic translation initiation factor 3 complex. The record is from RefSeq and is a predicted model, not a curated record. Gene Ontology annotation, molecular function: translation initiation factor activity. Gene Ontology annotation, biological process: translational initiation. NCBI's taxonomy places the organism in Eukaryota, Metazoa, Arthropoda, Copepoda, Calanoida, Temoridae.
AUAUUGCUUGAUUCACUUCCAAAAGAGAAGUAUCUGUAGAAGUGAUAAAAAUGGCGAAGUGGGAUUUAACCUCUAAGAUUGGUCCUUACCUUGACCGGCAUCUGGUCUUCCCUCUUCUAGAGUUCUUAACUGUGAAAGGAUUUUACGAUGAGACUGAUUUGCUCCGUGGAAAGCUUGACUUACUUACCAACACUAGUAUGGUGGACUUUGCCACUGACGUCCACAAGAGCCUGUAUCCCGACAAGGAGGUUCCAGCCUCGCUCAAGGACAAGAGACUCCAGGUCGUGGAGAACUUUAAGAAGCUGCAGAGUGAAACCGAACCCAUCCUCAAGAUAUUCGAGGAUCCUGAGGUUACUCGCCAGAUUCAGCAGUCUCGAGACUCGAAACAGCUUCUUGAUUUUCUAGUCAAGGGAUACAACUUCAAACUGGAGACUAUUGAUACUCUCUACAAGUUUGCUAAGGUUCAGUAUGAGUGCGGAAAUUACUCCGGAGCAAGUGAAUACUUGUAUUUCCAUCGUAUUCUCGUCCAGUCCACCGACGUGAACUAUCUCAACGGUAUGUGGGGUAAGCUUGCCUCUGAGAUCCUCAUGCAGAACUGGGACACUGCCCUUGAGGAUUUCAACCGUCUCCGACAGUUUAUCGACGAGAGCGUGUUCGGUUCCGCCCUGCAGACCCUGCAGCAGAGAACCUGGCUCAUCCACUGGUCUCUCUUCGUCUUCUUCAACCACCCUAAGGGCAGGGAGCUGAUUAUUGACCUGUUCUUGUACCAGAAGCAGUAUCUGAACGCUAUCCAGACCACUUGUCCCUGGAUGCUCAGAUAUCUAUCAACUGCUGUCAUCACAAACAAAUCCUCAAGGAGGAAUGUGAUGAAGGAUUUGAUCAAGGUGAUCCAGGAGGAGUCCUACACCUACCAGGACCCCAUCACAUCCUUCAUCGAGGAUCUGUACGUCAACUUUGAUUUCGACGGAGCCCAGCGUAAGCUGAGGGACUGUGAGACGGUUCUGAUGAAUGAUUUCUUCCUGGUGGCCUGCCUGGACGACUUCAUCGAGAACUCGAGGAUGAUGAUCUUCGAGACCUUCUGCAGGAUCCAUCAGUGCAUCAGCAUUAGUAUGUUGGCGGACAAGCUGAGCAUGAGCCCUGAGGAGGCGGAGAAGUGGAUUGUGAACCUUAUCAGGAACGCAAAGCUUGAUGCCAAGAUCGACUCUAAGCAGGGAACGGUUGUGAUGGGGAUCGACACAAACUCUCCCUACCAGCAGUUAAUCGAAAAGACCAAGGCGCUCUCAUUCAGAUCCCAGAUGCUCCAGAUGAACAUUGAGAAGAAAAAGAAGGCCCAAGAUGCUCCCAACUGGGGUGCCGCAGAUUUCUAGAUUUUCUGUUUUCGCGGAUUUCUCAAGUUUGAUCAAUGUUUCGUCAGGAAGGGGUUCAAUCCAAGGGUAGAGGAAUAAACUUGUUAAGGGCCCCCGGGACAAGAACAUAGGUUUCUUAUCUCGGGGGCCCUAUGGAUAUUCGGCGUAAUACUUUUAUAAUUCUUAACUGAUAUAAACGCUCGACUUUCUACAACAUAUUUCAGA